Molecule: messenger RNA, 556 nt
Organism: Musa acuminata AAA Group (dessert banana)
Lineage: Eukaryota; Viridiplantae; Streptophyta; Magnoliopsida; Zingiberales; Musaceae
Product: copper transport protein ATX1
Exons: 3
Coding region: 67-405 (112 amino acids)
Molecular function (GO): metal ion binding
Source: RefSeq, a predicted model, not a curated record
UCCCACCCUCCCCCAAAUCGACCAGCCUUCCGCCACAAAAUUGCUCCUUUUUCCUCGUUGAAUAUAAUGUCGUCGGGAAGCCCGAAGUCUCCGACCGAAUCCGUGGACUUCUGCGUCGCCUCAGAGAUCUCCUCCCCCUCUGCGCCCAUGGCCGAGACUGUUGUGCUCAAGGUUGGUAUGUCAUGUGAAGGUUGCGUUGGGGCUGUUAAAAGAGUUCUCACCAAAAUGGAAGGUGUUGAAUCCUUCGAUGUGGAUCUGAAGGAGCAGAAAGUGACCGUCAAAGGCAACGUAAAACCUGAAGCUGUUCUUCAAACUGUUUCAAAAACAGGCAAAAAGACUUCCUUUUGGGAGGCGGAACCUGAAACCAAGGAAUCUACUGCCUCUGCCGCUACCAACACUGCAUGACGCUAAAUGUUUGCCUCUUUAAAGAACUCUUGUUUUCUUAUAUGGUGUGACCUUUUAUAACGUUGACUCUUGUGCGACUAUGAUCAAUUGCAUGCUGUGUUACCUAGGCUGGUUCUUAAUGCAUCCGAGUGUUAUCGGAUCAAUUGUGACA